CGUAUAAUUCCACGUUAUUUUUCCGCCUCGAAUGUUGCGAUUCAUGCCAGUUGCAGCCGCGCAUGUACGAUAUGUACCUAUAAUUUUAUAAGAACCAGUGGGUGAAUGAGACUUGGGAGAGUAUCAGUUAAAGGAAUAUAAUUCUACUCGAGAUCCUGAAUAAUCUUUCGCGAAAUGGCAUUUUCGAAUACAAAAAGCGACACGCCAUGCAAGGGUCUCUAGAUGAGCCCAACGUGCUCUGCUUGCCCAGCCCGGCCGCAGAUAGAUCAACAGAAGAACCGCCAAAUCGGCAGCACCAAUGGGAUCACGAUGCUGUGCCGUUUCUUUCGAAGCCUCGUUCGUCUCGAAUGAGUCAUCUGGCCGGUGAGGGGAGAGAGAGUUUGCUCAACAUACUGACGAGAGUCAUCAGGGUGCGACACGGUAAAAGAGGCUUUGCUUACCGUAAGAUACGGCCCACAAUGGCAUCGGAGAGAGAUGACGCUAGGGAUCUGAGCGACGUUAUUCUACAGGAUAAUUCAGACACCGAGACGCAGUGCAAACGCAAAUUAAGUAAAAAGCCAAAGAGAAUACUGCAGUUUUCGGAUGGAGUAAUGGAGGAAUAUUCGUCAGAAGAUGAAGUUGACGCGCCAAAGAAUAAAAUUGUGUCACAGAUAGAUACUAAAAAUAUGAAUUGGUUACCAUGGGCAUGGUACCAAACCACAUGGUUGAGCUCUAAAAUGUUGGAUGGUUGCGAUUACGUUGGCGAAUGCUUGGCCAAUUUCUUUGGCAUAACAGCGCCCAAGUAUCAGUUCGAGAUCAAUGAGUUUUAUAGGCUACAAGCACUCGAAAAAGAAAUGUUCCACAAACAAGAUUUGGAGAUGGGUGGAUGGAACGAACAAAAUAGGAACAAUCUCAUAAAUAGCGAUAGUUCAUUGACAAAUGAAUGUAAGUAAUGGUGUAAAGUGUGGAGAUUUAAUACUGAUGAAACAUGUUACAUAUAACAAAUUCUGUUUUAUAAUGCAUUUAAAAUAUAAGCAAACAUACAUUUAAU
Mycetomoellerius zeteki is the source of this 1030-nucleotide messenger RNA. RefSeq names its product protein FAM177A1. Bases 207 to 932 code for a protein of 241 amino acids. The record is from RefSeq and is a predicted model, not a curated record. NCBI's taxonomy places the organism in Eukaryota, Metazoa, Arthropoda, Insecta, Hymenoptera, Formicidae. The transcript has 4 exons.